AUGAUGCACCCACUCUUCGGCGUGCAACCAGCAGGCUCUCUGCCCGUCACAUAUCCCCACGACGUGACGCUAGACGAUUACACACAACAAAUGGCAUGCCCUCAGACAACAAGGAGAUUCUCGCGAGGCUCCAACGGACAGCGUUCUGGAGGAAAUGCUAUGAGAGUCGCUAAACCUUCGAGUGCCAACAACAGCCCUCGAUCGUCUAGUCUUAUGGCUCGACGCAAGACUCUUAUGAGUGAUGGCAACUCUCAACGACGACAGCAACAAAUCAUGGAGCAACUUUCUUCAUUUUGCGAUAUUCAGUCACAACAGCCCUACCAACGAUCCUCGCGUCCCGUGAGUUGGCACCCGAGUUCUUAUGGUCAAGCUUCAACACAGCAACAGAUGCCUGCCUUGGCCUCAAGCUACUCGCCUGUCGGCCAACAAGAUCCAUAUGGAAACUGUUCUCACUACUCACCUAUGAUGAGUUCAACUUCUUGUGGGACAUCUCCUCUCGCCUUCUCCCAUCUCCCACUGCCAUACCAGUCUGCCGACAUGCCAUACAACCCCUACCAGGGAACCUGCAUAUCGCAGCACUCACCGGCUAGGUCUUUUGCGACUGAUGCUUGUUCAGUGCCGGCCACCUCUGCUCCUGCCGAAACUGCAUACAGCAAUGGGUGGGAUUGGAACAACUUUAUUAUGCAUGGAUUCGGCUCAACAACGCCCCCCACACCAGAAACACUCCCCCAGAGUCAAUCGUCUCAACCUGCGGUCUCUGAGGAUAUUCAAUACCAAGCACUCGACGAUGCUUCGGAAGAAGAAGGCGAGAUCCUGGUUGGAAUGGGCCUCUACGAUGUCCCAGAAAAGUUCAACGAGGACCCACAAUUGAACAACUACCGAUCCACUGUAUCAUCUCUACUCGGGUCGUCAUUUAGAAGUUACGAGCCUAGUGGCAAGGGCUUGAAACUUGAAGAAACAUGGGAGCCUCCCAAAUCCGAUGACGAGGAUGAUGAUGAUGAUGAUGAUGAUGAUGAAGAAGAAGAGGAGGAGGACGAGGAGUAA
Molecule: messenger RNA, 1044 nt
Organism: Fusarium poae
Lineage: Eukaryota; Fungi; Ascomycota; Sordariomycetes; Hypocreales; Nectriaceae
Exons: 1
Coding region: 1-1044 (347 amino acids)
Source: RefSeq, a predicted model, not a curated record